AUGGAUCUUGACUAUCAAACAACUAAUAACGACUCUGACUAUUUAGCGGAUACCAUUGAUGAUCAAGUAUUAUCUGAUAAACCUCGUAUUUUACUUAUGGGUCUUCAAAGGAGUGGUAAAUCGAGUAUUCAGCGCGUAGUGUUUGGUAAAAUGCCACCCAACGAUACUCUGUAUUUAGAAAGCACCACCAAAAUACAAAAAGAAGAUAUCACACGUUCUUUUAUCGACUUUCAAAUCUGGGAUUUCCCGGGCCAAAUUGACUUUUUUGAUGAAAUGGCUUAUGAUCCACAAGAAAUCUUCAGUACAGUAGGUGCCUUGAUCUUUGUGAUUGAUGCCCAAGACGACUAUAACGAAGCCUUACAUCGGUUGUUUACAACAGUUACCAGUGCAUACCGUGCUAAUCCCAACAUUACAUUCGAAGUCUUGAUUCAUAAAGUAGAUGGAUUAUCAGACGAUUACAAGAUUGAUACUCAGCGUGAUGUGCAACAACGUAUGGGAGAUGCAUUGGCAGAUGCUCAGCUUGAAUACAUUCAUUUGACUUAUUAUUUAACCAGUAUUUAUGAUAAUUCGAUUUAUGAAGCAUUCAGUAAAAUCAUUCAGAAACUGAUUCGAGAAUUACCUACGCUAGAAAACCUAUUAAACGUCUUGUGUUCAAAUUCGAGUAUUGACAAGGCUUAUCUGUUUGAUACUUUAACCAAGAUCUAUAUUGCAACAGACAGUUCACCUGUUGAUAUGCAGUCGUAUGAAAUCUGUUCAGAUAUGAUUGAUGUCUGUAUUGAUGUUGAAUGUAUUUAUGGUGCACAAGGCAUGAGUCCAAAUAACCUGUCUUUAUCAGACACACCUGAUCGUCAUCAUGGUUUGUUAUUAGAUGGUCAUCAAACACCUGUUUCUAUUGACCAAGAUCAAAUGGACCCUGAUGCUCAAAGCCUUGAACGUAGACUCAUAGAACAUCAACAACAGCAAACAACGUCUUCAGAUGCAGAGGCUUCUAGCUUGAUUAAAUUAGAUAAUGGCGAUGUACUUUAUAUGAGAGAAGUCAAUCGACUCUUGGUCUUGAUCUGUCUGUUGCGUCAAGAUAAUUUUGAAAAGCAUGGCCUUAUUGACUAUAACUUUCAAUGCUUUAAAGAAGCAGUGACUGAAGUGUUUGAAUUCUCAAGAAAAAGAAAUACCCAACAACAACAACAACAACAACAACAAUAA
This is a messenger RNA of Gilbertella persicaria, 1200 nucleotides long. RefSeq names its product Gtr1/RagA G protein conserved region-domain-containing protein. Gene Ontology annotation, cellular component: fungal-type vacuole membrane; Gtr1-Gtr2 GTPase complex; nucleus. Gene Ontology annotation, biological process: positive regulation of TOR signaling; cellular response to amino acid stimulus; cellular response to starvation. The coding region runs from base 1 to 1200 and encodes 399 amino acids. Gene Ontology annotation, molecular function: GTPase activity; GTP binding. The record is from RefSeq and is a predicted model, not a curated record. Lineage: Eukaryota; Fungi; Mucoromycota; Mucoromycetes; Mucorales; Choanephoraceae. The transcript is spliced from 7 exons.